Messenger RNA from Durotheca rogersii, 1320 nucleotides. Its product is annotated as heterokaryon incompatibility protein-domain-containing protein. The record is from RefSeq and is a predicted model, not a curated record. The coding region runs from base 1 to 1320 and encodes 439 amino acids. The transcript has a single exon. Lineage: Eukaryota; Fungi; Ascomycota; Sordariomycetes; Xylariales; Xylariaceae.
AUGGCAGCUUCAUUGAGGCAGAGUACGAUAACGGAGAAUCAGUACCGCCCCCUCGACGUCUCCAAGAGCGAAAUCCGCUUGCUCUCCUUCGAAAACACUUCAGAACUUGGACCAAUACGUCUCAGUCUACACUACGCCUCUCUGAGCGACUGGAAACACGAAUACGUCUCCUUUCGCGACCAGAAUGCGUCGACCAUAAGUAGCUACCAGCUCUCCGAGGCCUGGAGCGACCGGCUCGACUUUACACUCGCCACGCCUAGGCGCGAGAUCUACGACAUCGCCGCAAGGUUCACUUGGGGUGACUAUAUCUGCCUAAGCUAUACGUGGGGGGGUCGCGCGGGAGAGAAGGCCACAGUCUUCCUGGACGGCGUUGCCACGGCUGUGGAAAAACAUCUGGAGGCGGCCCUGCGAGACUUGCGAGAAAGCUUCGAGUGCCGACUCGGCAUGAAGGUUUGGGUGGACGCCUUGUGCAUCAACCAGGCCGACAUCAUUGAUCGGAAUACCCACAUCUCACAUAUGAAGGAUAUAUUCGGCGGUGCUUUUGCCGUGACGGUUUGGACGAAGCAGCAAGAGGACCUGCAGGUUCUGGGUCUUAGCCCGCCAGGCGAACAACUUCUUCUCUGCGAGGUGGUCUUGAGAGAAUAUGGGAGGCGAGCUCUCGAGGAGCUUUUGGGGGUCCAAGAGCGCGAUUGGGGAGAGGCGAACGACGAGGACGAACGGCUCAUGGACUUGGUGGAGGACACCGAUGUGCUCGUUUUCAACCAAUAUCACUGGGCAGAUUCCGACGAUGAAGAUGAAUUCGGGUUUGGCAAGCCGCAUUUGCGGGAUAUAGUCCUUGUGGAGUUGAUGCUGCUCUUUCGGAAGGAAUACUGGUCGCGGUUGUGGAUUAUCCAAGAGCUGGCGGUUAGCCCUACAACAUCGGUGGUGCACUGGGGAGAGUCGACAUUCCACUUAUCGACACUUCAGGCCGUAGGCGAAAUUCUUCUCUCUUAUUCCAAGUCUGAGCAGCCCUCGGACUCAGAAAACUGGCGAGAAUUGAAGCCCAGAUUGGACCUCUUGGCAUUUAUAUCCACAUGGAGAGCACUAGAGAUUGCACCAGAUGAUGAUACAGGACGCUCGUUGAACGACGCUUCCAUUCGGCAGCUGAAGCUUCUCGCACAACACGCGACUUGCUCACUCCCACACGAUAAGGUCUACGCGUUGCUUGGACUGCUUCCACCGUCUGUGUCAUCCGCCGUGACGAUUGACUACAGCCGAGAGCCUGCAGACGUGAUUGCGGAGUUUUCCUCUGCAGUUCCGGGAUGGGCACAUCAGCCUUGA